Passer montanus (Eurasian tree sparrow) is the source of this 1208-nucleotide messenger RNA. RefSeq names its product transcription initiation factor TFIID subunit 4-like. Bases 1 to 786 code for a protein of 261 amino acids. The record is from RefSeq and is a predicted model, not a curated record. Lineage: Eukaryota; Metazoa; Chordata; Aves; Passeriformes; Passeridae. The transcript has 3 exons.
AUGUCGUGGGACAUCUGGGGAGAUGGAAUCAAAAGAGACCCAGCGGGGCCCAGCAGAGGGCCUGCGGAUCUGCCUCCGGCAGCGGCGGGGCAGCUUUGGGCACGGAAUGCCGCAGCCGGGAGCGGAGCUGUGCCCCGCAGGUGCACCGGGGGCCCGCAGCCGGGAGCGGAGCUGUGCCCCGCAGGUGCACCGGGGGCCCGCAGCCAGGCCCCGGCUGUCCCCAGACCCCGCACGGCCGAACAAGCCCCGGCCGCGCACAGCGCCCGCCGUGAGGGAGAGGCGGAUCCCCCGCCCCGCUCCGCUCCCGGCGCUCGUGUUCCGCCCCGGGCCCUGCCGGGAUGCCGUGCUCCCGGUGUCCCGCACCGAUCCCCGCCUGUGCCGGGCUCCCCGGGCCGGGCACCUCGGAGCUGCGGCCCCCCGAUCACGCACUUCAUGGCCGGCCCCUCUCCCCUCACGGCCGCCCCCCCUCUCCCCUCACGGCCGCGGAGGGCGGGAAACGCCGUGAGGGCGGGGAGCGCGCGGAGCCCCGGAUGCGGAACCCCGGGGUUGUGGAAUUGUGGAAUGAAUUAUGGAAUUGUGGAAUUACGGAACUGUGGAAUUAGGGGUUGUCCCGAGUUACCCGCAGGGAUCUUCAGCCCAACCCCUGGCGCUGCACAGACACCCCGACAGUCCCACCCUGCGCGCUCCUCAGAGCUCUGUCCAGCCUCUCCCGGAGCUGUGGCAGCCUCAGGGCUGUGCCCAUCCCCUGAGCCUGCCCAGCACCCUCUGGGGAGAACCUUUCCCUGAUCUCCAACCCAACCCCCCUGACACAGCUCCAGCCGCUCCCUGGCUCUGUCCCUGUCCCGGGGCAGAGAGCGGAGCUGCCCUCGGCAGCCCCAGCCCAGGGACAGAGCCGGGGAACGCCCCGACCCAAACGGAGAGAAGAGCUGAGCGUGGCACUAAUUACCACGGGAGGCAAGAGAACCGUUACCGAUAGAAUACUAAUUAAUAAGAGAACUAUGUCGCUUGUAGCCAAUGAACAACAAUCCUUUUGUUUCCUAAAAUGCAUAAAUAGUAAAAAGAAUUGAUAGUCGGGGCGCUUGGUUUGUGGGAGACCACGGAGCGCCCAGGCUUGCGAGACUUUGAAAUAAAUAAUCAGUGUUUGUCUGUGUCUGUCUGUCUGUCUCUCUCUCUCUCUGGUCGUUAUCGGCUCGUUUUGGGAACAACUC